Messenger RNA from Parasteatoda tepidariorum (common house spider), 2165 nucleotides. RefSeq names its product sodium/hydrogen exchanger 9B2. The record is from RefSeq and is a predicted model, not a curated record. Gene Ontology annotation, biological process: proton transmembrane transport. NCBI's taxonomy places the organism in Eukaryota, Metazoa, Arthropoda, Arachnida, Araneae, Theridiidae. Gene Ontology annotation, cellular component: membrane. Gene Ontology annotation, molecular function: antiporter activity.
UUCUAUUUUCAUUCAUUUAUGUCUUUUGUAAGGUACGGAUUCAACCGUUUUUGUUGGAGAAAUUUUUUUCCCCACACAUAUACCGCUGCUUUAUGUUGCUUGCUAUUAUUUUCUUUAAGUACAUGUUUGGAUGUUUAAGAAACCUUUGUGAAAAAUCCAACCUUUCAUGUGCUUAAAAUUGUUCAUGUUUGUUUGUUCCAAACACGCCUAUUUUAAAAUUAAAUAACAGCUGAAGAAGUAUUGGUUUUCAAAGGAAUAAAGCCUCAUUAUGUGCAGCGAACGCAGCAAUGAAUCAGAAGAGCCAGGUAAAAUGAAGAACUUGCUGUUAACUCUUACAACAUGUCCACCCAUUCCACCUCUGUCCACGGCAUUUGCCUUGCUUCUUCUAGCUGGAUUCAUAUAUGGAACUCUAGUUGGUCUUGUGGGAAAGGAUGCACUAAUAGGAGGACCUGUUUUUGGACUUUAUAUUCUAUUAAUCAUCUGUUACCUCGGAGGCCAGUUGGUGAGGCUUUUGAAAAUUCCAACACUUGUUGGCAUGAUGGUUUUGGGAUUUAUUUUACGCAAUGUUCCACACAUAAACGUUGCAGAAGACAUACCUGAAUCAUGGGCAGCAAAUAUAAGAAAUAUUGCUCUCAUCUUCAUUCUCUUGCGAGCUGGUCUGGAAGUUGACUCGAAUAUUAUAAAGAAUAACAAAAGCACAUGUUUCAAAAUCAUUUUCAUUCCAUUCGUCUUUGAAUUCGUCAUGGCAUCUGUUGCAGGUCACUAUUUAUUCAAUAUGCCCUGGCUUUGGAGUUUCCUUUUGGGGUCGAUGUUGUCUGCUGUAUCUCCGGCUGUUGUUUUGCCAGUUAUGCUCAAAAUGAUGAGAAAAGGAUAUGGUAUGGCAACUGGUAUUCCAACUAUGGUCAUUGCCGUAGCUGGCAUUGAUGAUGUCUUGGCACUCACAGCUUUUGAAGUAUUAUUAGGAGUAACAUUUGCUACAGGAGCUUUAGUAUGGACAGUGGCUCAAGGUCCAGUCGAAAUGUUAAUUGGCAUUGCUUACGGCAUAAUUGUGGGAAUGAUACUGUGGAUUAUUCCGAAUUCAGAAGAGAACAGCAAAUCAAUUUUCCGCUUCUUGCUACUUACCCUAGCAUCAACAUGCAUUUUCUUCGGAAGUCAAAAACUGAAAGCUGGAGCUGCUGGUGCCUUAGGAUGUAUUUGCUUGCCAUUUACAGCCGCCAUAUGUUGGAAACGUAAAGACUGGGAUGAUCAUGAUAAUCCAGUUGGACGAGCUUUAACAUUUAUUUGGAGAAUUAUCGAGCCUUUGCUUUUUGGUUUAAUUGGAUCUGAAAUAAGAAUUGAUUACUUGGAAGCACAAACUGUUGGCCGUGCUUUAGCAAUAUUGUUUGCCGGAUUGGGAUCUAGAAUGAUCGGCUCCAUGAUUGCUGCUUACAAUGCUGGUCUUUCUUUUAAAGAACAAAUCUUUAUUACAGUAGCUGGUAUCCCAAAAGCUACAGUUCAGGCUGCUAUUGGACCAACUCCUUUGGCAAUGACUAAAAAAUAUCAUUUGGGUACUGAUAUAGAACAGUAUGGAAUUGAGAUACUAACGAUUGCAGUUCUUGCCAUUCUCAUCACUGCACCCAUUGGAGCUAUAGCCAUAUCCUUUUUAGCUCCGAAUUUAUUAAAAGUGGAUUCAUCCAACAAACUGAACGAGAAAAUAAACCAAGAGAGCACAAGCAAUACGAGAUACGGUGCCGUCCAGUCAGCAAAUAUUUCCGAAAAUGAUAAGCUUUCUAUCAAUAACGGAGAAUUAUGUAAUGAGGCCCAUUUAUAACAUUUCUUAAAUGGCAAAUAUGAGUGAGUUUUUGUUGUUAUUCUACAUAAUGAAACUGAAACCUCCAAUAAGAAGACUAAUCUCUUGGUCUUCUUAGUCUAUAAGAGUGCAAUUUUCCUUUGAUGGAUAAGCUCAAUCUUAAGCUUAAGUUGAAUGAAUUGAAAAUUUCAGUGAUAAAUAUGGAUGACUCAUUGAGGAUCAAGAACUAAGUAACGUGUCUUAGAUAAUUUUUUCUUUUUCUUUUAGUUUUUAUAAAUGUUUAUUGUUUGUUUGAAAUUUUUUAAAUAAAUUUACCAUUUUGUAAUGUUUUACGUAUAACUAUUGUAUAUACAUGUAAUAAUAACUUCAUAUGUAA